Messenger RNA from Lates calcarifer (barramundi perch), 8377 nucleotides. RefSeq names its product TUB like protein 4b (gene tulp4b). The coding region runs from base 955 to 6441 and encodes 1828 amino acids. The record is from RefSeq and is a predicted model, not a curated record. Gene Ontology annotation, molecular function: protein binding. The transcript has 15 exons. Lineage: Eukaryota; Metazoa; Chordata; Actinopteri; Centropomidae.
UUAAUUUGUGAAUUUGAGCAAACAAGAGACAGACUGUGGUGAUGACGUCAUCUACAGACAAAUCUUGGAGCUGCUCCAUAAACAGUGAAUAAUAGAAACAACAGCUAGAACACUAUGAGUCGCAGCCAUGGUGAUUUUACUGGUGUUAAGGGCACAUUUAGUGAUUCACUCGCACUGGUGUAAAGUCUGUUCACUUAAAUGAAACUCGUUGGGAUGGAACAUCUCAAACAAAGAGCCCCUGAGUCCCAGAACACGAGUGGUUUCAGCCACUAGUUUGCCAAAUUAACUCUGUAAGAUGACAUCUGGAAAUAAAUAGAUGGGUAUAUGUGUAGAUAGGCACUGACUGCACCAUCCAGAGGCAGUGCUUUGUCAGGAUGGUUUUUGUCUCUAACUUUUCACCUUAAGGCCAAAGAUUUUAACUACUUGAAUAGUCAUGUCCUUGUCCAGGUAAUCAGUAGAAAAACGGUUUCAUUUGUUGACAGAACAAUCUCACCACAAGGUCCAUUUAGUAGCUGUUUUCAAUCUUAUGAUGUGGUUUUUAUUUGUGGAUAGUGUUUUCUCAGUUGUUGUGAAACUGUAGAUGGUUAAAGCCCAUUUUUCUGAGCUCUUUUAAGGACUUCUCAUCCAUGCUGGCUGAAGAGGUGAGAUUAAAGUUCUUUCAUGAAGUAUUUGACCAAACAAUCUCACCACAAGGUCCAUGAAGUAGCUGUUUUGGAGCCUAAGUGUGUGUGAUGCUAAAUCAAGAAUGAACUUUCAAUCUCAACGAUUUCAUGUUUUGCUUUACUGUACUUCUUCUCAUGAUGUUAUUCCCCAUUGUUGCAAAUGGAUUCCCUACCUGAGUAACCACAGCCCAGCCUCCUGCUGAACGUGACAACAGCCAGCAGUGUACAUCCCAAAAUGUCCCGAGCAUCACUGACAAGCCAGUUUUAAGUAAAACCUGGUCACUCAGUAGGGAUGUUGGCUGCCGUGGAACAUGGUCCCAUCCUCUGCAGCGACUCCAACAUCCUCUGCCUCUCAUGGAAAGGCCGGGUCCCCAAGAGCGAGAAGGACAAACCGGUCUGUCGGAGACGGUACUAUGAGGAGGGCUGGCUCGCUACGGGGAACGGGAGAGGAGUUGUUGGGGUGACGUUUACAUCAAGUCACUGCAGGAGGGACAGAAGUACACCUCAAAGAAUUAAUUUUAACCUGCGAGGACACAACAGCGAGGUUGUCUUGGUGCGUUGGAAUGAGCCCUUUCAGAAGCUGGCCACCUGUGAUAUGGAGGGAGGUAUUUUUGUGUGGAUCCAGUACGAAGGAAGAUGGUCUGUGGAGUUGGUGAACGACAGAGGAGCACAGGUGAGUGACUUCACGUGGUCACAUGAUGGCACUCAAGCCCUCAUCGCCUACAGGGAUGGCUUCGUGUUAGUCGGCUCGGUUAGCGGACAAAGACACUGGUCCUCUGAGAUUAACCUGGAGAGUCAAAUCACCUGUGGCAUCUGGACACCUGAUGAUCAGCAGGUCUUGUUCGGUACAGCAGACGGUCAGGUGAUAGUGAUGGACUGUCAUGGACGGAUGCUCGCCCAUGUUCUGCUACACGAGUCUGAUGGGAUCGUGAGCAUGUCGUGGAACUGCCCCGAUUUCCUGGUCGAGGACAGCACAGAAAGCGACACAGACUCUGAUGAUAAUAUUCUGCCUUUAGUGCGGAGAGUGAAGCCUUUGUUGACAGUCACCUUCUUAUCAGGAGAUAUCAGUUUAAUGAACAACUAUGAUGACCUCUCUCCUGCUAUAAUUCGCUCAGGGCUGAAAGAUGUUGAGGCCCAGUGGUGCUCCCAGGGAGAUCUGUUGGCUGUGGCCGGCAUGGAGAGACACGGACUUCCUGCUGACGCUGCAUGUGCGUCCAUCAUGAGGAACGCCCUUGUUAAGUUCUAUAAUGUCCAAGGAGAGCACAUCUACACUUUGGAAACACCUGCACAGAGGCCCAUCACCACCAUCUGUUGGGGUCACAGGGACUCUCGUCUGUUCCUUGCAUGUGGACCGGCACUGUACGUGGUGCGUGUGGAGCACAGGGUGGCCAGCCUCCAGCUCUUAUGCCAGCAGGGCAUCGCCAGCGCCCUACGAGAGGAGAAGGAUGUGGGGAAACUGAACAUGCCCUCGCUGCUCUGCUCUUAUGUCACCACUGCUUUCAUCCCCACCAUCAAGCCCCCAAUCCCUGACCCCAACAACAUCCGUGACUUUGUCAGCUAUCCCACAGCUGGGAAUGAGAGGCUCCACUGCACCAUGAAGCGAGCAGAGGACAGCCCUGAAGCAGGCGGACCCUGCUACACUCUCUACCUAGAAUAUUUAGGAGGGCUGGUGCCUAUUCUCAAAGGAAGGCGCAUCAGCAAACUACGGCCUGAGUUUGUCAUUAUGGAUCCAAAAACAGACAGUAAAGCAGAGGAGGUGUGUGUGAAUCCCAUGAUCUCAUACACUGACAGCUGCAACUGCUCUGACUCCAGUGACAUUGAGUUGAGCGAUGAGUGGGUUGGGAAGAAGUCACCAAAGUUAUCCCGAGGAAACAGGAUGAACAUGGAAUCGAGAAAAUCUCCCAAACUAUCACGCGCCAAUCAGGAAGGCCAGCGGUCGCCGCGGUUACCAACAAAGAAGCCUCCAGUUCGAUCUCCCAGUCUGACACGUCGAGAGUUUUCUAUGGAUGGAAUCACAGAGCACAAUUACCUUGCUCAAGUCACAUCCAACAUCUGGGGGACAAAGUUCAAAAUUGUUGGACUUGCUUCGUUCCUCCCUGCAAAUCUUGGUGCAGUCAUCUAUAAGACCAGUUUACUUCAUCUGCAGCCGAGGCAGAUGACAAUCUACCUUCCAGAAGUGCGAAAGAUUUCUCACGACUUCAUGAGCCUGCCUGUGUUCAACCCCAAUGUGUUCAGUGAGGACGAGGAUGACUUACCAGUGAUGGGGCCGUCUGGAGUGGCAGGAGACAAUCCUCCCUGCACAGUCAACAUUCCCAUUGCUCCCAUCCACAGCCCAGCUCAGGCCAUGUCUCCAACUCAGAGUAUUGGCCUGGUUCAGUCUCUUCUGGCCAAUCAGAAUAUUCAACUCGAUGUCCUGACCAACCCUACAGCCACAGCAGCGGCAGCAGCUGCAGCAGCAGCAGCCUCGGUUCCUGUCACCGACCGUGGCCAGGAUGCAGUUGCAACGCCGUACCCUGUACCAACUAGAUACUCGAACCCUGGUCAGGUGAUUUUCAAUGGGCUGGAGAUGGGUCCUCUUCUUCCUGGCACUCUACCGCCUCCUCCUCCACCUCACCAUCUCCCACCGCAGCCUCACCCGCAGAGGUCUCAUUCACAGCAGCCUCGCCAGCAACAGUCAAAACAGUCACAACAAAUGCAGACACAGCAGCAGCAGCAGCAACAGAAAAUGCAUCAUCAUCAACAGCAGCAGCAGCAGCAGCAGCAGCAUCAUCAUCAGUCGCAGCAGCAGCAGCAACAGCAGCAGCAGCAGCAGCAGCAUCAUCAUCAGUCGCAGCAGCAACAGCAACAGCAAUUACAGCAACAACAUCAACAGCUACAGCAACUGCAUCACCAACAGACGCUACAUCAACAGCAGCAACAACACCAACAGCACCAGGUUCAGCAGCACCAACAAAUGCAACAAGCUCAACAGCAGGUGGCGAACCAUCAGCUUCAGCACCAACAGCAGAUCCAACAGCAGCAGCAACAGAUGCAGCUGCAGCACGAGCAGAUGCAGCAACAGCAGCAGCAGAUGCAACAACAGCAGCAGCAAAUCCGGCAACAGAUCCAGGAGAUGAGGCAGCAGCAGCAGCAGCUCCAGCAGCAGCACCAACAGAUCCAGCAGCAACAUCAACAGAUGCAGAGGCAGCACCAGCAAAUGCAGCAGCAGCUGAAGAUGCAGAUGUCGCUGCCUCCUCCUCCAUCCGGCUAUCCAACCAUUUCCUUACAACAGCUUCAUCUUCUGCCUCAAAUUCCUCCUCCUUCCACUGAGCCUGGGUUAGACAGGGGCGAGCAUGGUCACACUCUGAAGCCAAGUCUGCCGCGGACUUUACCCCCCUCCUUCAAUGACACAGAUGGGUCUGUGGAGAUUCAGAUGAGGAAGGUAAAUCCUCCUCCUCCAUAUCCAGGCACUGUAGUGUCAGCAGCCGCAGCUGCAGCUGCAGCUACAGCCGCCGCUACGCCUCAGACUCUUGUCACAAACUGUGACAGCCCAAGUGUCCUGGCACCUGACCCCUGUCUGAAGAAGGAUGACUUUCUGCUUCACCCUGUCACCCUACAGUACCCGACACCUCUGGGGUACGAAAGGAUCACAACGUUUGACAGCAGUGGCAAUGUAGAGGAGGUCUGUCGGCCGCGCAGGCGCCUCAUUCGCAACCAAAAUGCGUACACCGUGCAUGGCAUCGGAGGCUCGGCCACACUCAAAGUCACCUCCUCUGACAGCAAAAAAAUUCAGCUGCCGUACAGCUCAGCAACAUUGAGCCGUCUCUCCGUCCCUCGAUACUCAAUACCAAGUGGAGACCCUCCUCCUUACCCUGAUCCGGCCAAUCAAGUAACUGCCACACUUCCCCCUCCCCAGAGAAUCGACAGCAGUCUGAUCCAUGCCACUCUACGUCGUGACCGCAGGGACGUGGGGCUUAAAGUGCCACAGAUGAUGGAAAGCUCACGAACCCUUCCCACCAAGGCCAAAAUAAACAGUGCAUUAGCUCUUACCUACCAGCAGAGGGUGCCCACUGCGUUGUACACAUGCACACAGUGCAGCAGUAACAGCAGCAGCACCAGUGUCAGUGUCAGUGGAGGUGGGACCACGAGUAGUGGUAUUGCAGGCGGCACGGUGGUGAGGCAGGACUUCCCACCAGGAAAAGGUGCACAUCACAGUACAAUUAUUGUGCACUCCAAAAGUGCCUCACCCAUGGCCUCCCAGUCAUCUUACAGUCUGUUGGGUGCUGUUGAUAACAGCCGGGACAGAACAGUGUACGUUAACUCUGCUUUUACUGAAGAUGAGACUUUAAAUCAGCAGUGUCACCUUGAAAAAUCUGUACGUCAGCUGACUCUCGGCGAUGUCAGUCUGACAGUUAAACGCCCUCCGCCUUACCAGUGGGACACCUCCACUACAGAGGAGUUCUGGCUCACCCCGGAGCAAACAAUGUUGGCACCUCCACCAGGACCUCAUAAACCACCUCCACUCAUCAUCAGUCAAGCUCAGCACUUGGACAUGACCCGGCUUCCUUUUGUUCUCACGACUAAACCACCAGCCAGUCCCAGCACGAGCACUCUUACUUUCCCAUCAGGUUACCAGAUAUCGCUCUCACCUUUUCCUCCAGGUGUGGGUCACAGUGGACCCCAGCUUCAGACCUUACAGAACCCUCCUCCACAAUGCUCUCCAAACGAAGUGGUGGCUUCAGUCCCUUUCGCUCAGCAGGAUGCCAAUUUGGUCUUGCCACCAGGUUACCCACCGAAUCUCGCUAACCUGGCUUGCUGUCCUCUCCCUCCAAUGUAUCCUGGAGCCAGCUCAUGUGCCGGACUCCAGCUGCACCCCGUCAGCCUUCACCCCUGGAACCCUUACCCCUGCCCGCCACCCAUGCAGGACCCUCCAGCACCUCCCCUCCCUACCAAAACUCAUCAGAUCUUAGAGAAGCCAAUUCUCUCCCCGCCUCCCCCAACUGCACCACCUCCACCACCCCCACUCCCACCUCCACCUCCACCUACUGAGCUCCCGCCAUCCAAAAGUGCCACGGAGGAUCUAACAGAGUCUGCUAACAACUUUCCAGAGCCAUCAUCCCUGAAUGAGAGCCCCGUGCCGCAGGAGUCUGAGCGCUUCAACAAGAAGAGCCGUAAAAGACUUGACAGCCGAGCAGAAGAGGCCAACAUGCCCACCGUUUCUGAGGGCAAGUCCAGAAAGGAAGGACGAGCGCUCUCUGACUUCAACACGCUCAUUUCCAGCCCGAGGCUUGGCAGCAGAGAGAAGAAGAAGCCCAAGGGGCAGAGAGAGCAACUCAAUAAAACCAAGAAGAUGAGCAGGACCACAAAUGAGUUCCAGGACAGCUCAGAGAGUGAGCCAGAGCUGUUUAUUAGUGGCGAUGAGCUCAUGAACCAGAACCAGAGCAGCAAGAAGAGCUGGAAGAACAAGCGCAGCCUGCGUAUGGCGAGUGAGCUGGAGGAGAUUAAAUGCCGCAAAGCGAAUGAAAGAGAGGACCGCAGUUUAGGUAGCCAGGGGUUUGUCUAUGUUAUGGCCAACAAACAGCCUCUGUGGAAUGAAGCCACACAGGUCUACCAGCUGGACUUUGGAGGGCGAGUCACCCAAGAGUCAGCAAAGAAUUUUCAGAUAGAGCUGGAUGGUAGACAGGUGAUGCAGUUUGGGCGAAUAGAUGGGAAUGCCUAUAUAUUGGAUUUCCAGUAUCCUUUCUCAGCAGUGCAGGCAUUUGCUGUUGCCUUGGCCAACGUGACUCAGAGGCUGAAAUGAAUCGGCAUUAUUUAAUGUUGCUGUAGAUUAGAUUCAGAAGAAGCCACAGUGGUGUUGCUGUACACCCCUCAGCGUGAGGCUGUAGCUCGGAGAAUGUCAGAGUCAUGGUGGGCUCUGUUUUUUUUUUCUUUUUCGAAGAGGAGAUUAACAUACAAGUUGGUCCUGCACAUGCAGAUAAGACACGUCUAGGUUGGUGUUACCAGUUAAUCCAUAAUUUCUAGUUCAUAUAUUGAAUGUAUUCAAGCUAAUUUUAUUUAUUAUUCAAAUGAUAUUUACUGGAAUAAAAAAAUACUCAGUCAACCUUCAUCGGAUAAACAAAAGGUAAAGUACAUGUUGGAAUGAAUUUAUUUUAAAAGCAGUCUGGAGGUUUAGUGCCACCUGUGGUGCCAAAGACGUCUACCCACUCUUUAAAUGCUGACUAAUUAAUCUAUUUCAGUGUAUUACAAAAUAUAUAUUUAAUUUACAUUUGUGGUGUUUAUAAAAUAUAUAUAUAUCUUGAGGUACAGUGGCAUUCAAAAUUGCAAAUAAAAUUUCACUAAGCCAUACCAUAUCUGAUACAAACACUGCACUAUUUUAAUUCAGUUUUAUGUAAUUACGUAAAUGAAGUAUAAAGUUUUGUUUUGAGAAUCAAACUUAUUGUUGUUUAAAUGUGUAUUUCUAUCUUUAUUCUUCAUUCAAAUCCCAUUUUUUCAAGGAAAUUAUUUCAUUUUUAGUCUGUUUUGUUUGUAGAAUCAGUCCUAUACAUUAUGUUCAAAUUGCUGAACAUGCUUUAGAAGAAUAUAUUAAUUUUGUAACUGCAGCAUGAAGAGCUGAGUACAGUUAACUAUAGUUUGUAUAUUUUCUAUCCAUGUUACUUCUAUGAAGUGGUGCAAUGAACAUAAUAAAUCAUAUUAUUUUGGCCACAGCACUGCAAAUCAUUAUUCACAGCCAUUAUAUAUUAAUCUGACCGUUUCAUUUUUCAUGUGUAAAUUUAAACACAGUUUGUUUAUUCUCCCUUCCCCUUUUUCAAUGGCUGAACUUGUCAGUGAUGGUCUCUGUGUGCCAAAUAUAGCCAAAUGUGUUUGGCUGAGAGUAAGUCAGCAGGGAAAACAGUACAAAAUGAUCUCAUGAUGGUCUCAUACCCAAACAGAAUAAUUUGCGUACAGUAAAGAUGGAGAUCUUCUCAGUCACUCUCACUUGGCUGACUCUGUGUUGUUUUCACUGGGUGUUUAUGAUGCUACUUGAAAACUGCAUUUGAAUGUGAAGUACAGUAGUUUGCCUCCUUGGAAAUCAGUGCUGCUUUAGAUAGAUAGAGCUUGUGUGCAGUAACGCUACCUACAUAGAACCGAUGUUGUACUUGCAAAAGAAAAUAUAACGCUGCUUGCACUGUGUAUUUAGUAAGUGACCUAACAUCAUUAUAUGCUUAGAAAAAAAUGUGCUUAUAUGUUGCUAAUUUCAGUAAUUUUGUACUUCAUCUUUACUUUAACAUGGUACCAAGUUUUUUGAUGUUACACUUGUAGAGAAAAGAAUGAGAACAAUAAACUUGCAAAGGUAUUAAGUACAACAUAUUCAUACGUUGUUAAGAUCAACUGUUAGUAGGAGUGAGAUUUAUGUAGAUUUGGUGCUAAUGUAUAAAGAAACAAAUGUGGAAAUGUCAGGACAUUUGUCAUUUGUUAUUAGAGGGAUAUUUUAAAGAAAGUAUUUUGAGAAAGGCUACGGGGGAAAAUAGCGCAGAGAGUUGUCAUUUAAAAGCUUUUCAUCCAAUGCAGCUUCAGAGAUUCCAGCGACAGUGUGUGUCAGUUAUCAGCAAUACUGCCUAAUGAAUAGAUGGUCGCCUGAUUUUUUUUUUCUCUCUCUCUCUUAUUUUGUGAAGGAAACAAAAAUAUUAUGACCCUAGGUUUACAUUGACCUAUAGGCUGGACAAAAUGUAAUAAAAAAAUCUAUUGUUCCAAAUGUU